UGACAAUGUGAUGUCAAAAUUUAUAAAAAUUAUAAGCUCAAUUGGCUGAAAGUGGAAAUUUUUUUGUUUAUUUAUAAAAUUUCUUUUAUAACUGUUUUAGUGGUCUGUGAAAAUGCUAAAUGAUCAUGACAUUUUUGAGCAAAUGUGUGAAAAACGCGGUGUUUUGGCGCCACCAGAGGUUUCGGAGGCUAUCAGAGUUGGCAGCUCAACGGGGGAGUUACGCCUAUCCUGCCUCUCCAUAAUAGUCCCAGUCUGCGAAAUCCUUGCUCAGAUGUUGGCUUCAAGUUCAUCAAUAAAAGUCCUCGACUUGAGCGAUUGUAUGUUGCUUCCAAAAGGUCUGAGCAGUUUCCUGAAUGCUCUCUGCGAUGGAUCCAGUAUCAGUUAUCUCAAUCUAAAAGGAAACAGUAUAAGUGGUUCCACUGUCGAACAACUUGGUCAAGUUUUCCUGCACAACAACACCCUCAAAAUUCUACAUUUGGAAUGGAACAGUCUGGGAUCCAACGUUGAAUGCUUCUCUGCUUUCUGCGAGGGUCUUUCCAAAAAUCACAACCUCGAAGAACUCGAUCUGAAGUACAAUCAAAUCUCGCCCCAUUGCGCUGAAGCUUUAUCCAAAGUCCUGAAGUACAACAAAUCUCUAAAAAAUCUCGAUUUGGCCUGGAACACUUUAGGACUCCAGGGUGGUCAGAUGAUGUUGAAUGGGAUGAGGGAAAACAAAACAAUCAUUAGUUUGAACCUCCGGGGAAAUUGUUUGCCAGAAGAGUUCAUGGAGUCGAUCGAACAAUCAACGUACGAGAAUAAACGCAGGAAAUUGAUGUCCGAAACGAACGUUUCCAAGGGAAUCGAGGUGGCGAAAAGUUACGCCUCGAAGGAGAAUGAACCGAUUAAUGUGAGUGAAAAAGAAAAUAGAGCCAAGAUAAAGUUCUUGAAGAAGAAGAUGAAAAGGAAAGAUAGAAAAGCUUUGCAUGCAGCAGAAGAUAAUCAAAUAAGAAAUUCGUCCACUGAUACAGAUUCUGAUUUUGCUCUUUCGAAAAAUUUAACUGACUCCAGGAUGUCAGAGAGUCCAAAAGAUGCUCUCCCUGAUGAUCAGAAUUCGAAAAUGGCAGAAGUAAAUUUUAAAAGUAAGGAGUUAAAUCAAAUUCUUCAGGAAAGAACUUCUGCGAUUGAUCAUUUAAUGAAUGAAAUCAGCUCCAAGCAGGCAGAAAUAGAAGAGGCUAAGUCACAAAUCAAUCACUUAGAAGAAGAGGUUUCAAAGCUGAAAGAGGAAAAAGAGAAUUUCAAUUUGGAGAAGGUGAAGGAGAUUGGCGAAUUGCAAAAAGCUCACCUAGAAGAUAAAGAGAGUUGGGAAAGGGCUAAACAAGAUUUGGAAGAUUCUUGCAACAAGGCUUUGACUUUAAAAAAAGAAGUUGAAUCAAAAGCUCGAAGAUACGAACGAGACAUUCACAAGAGUUCAGUUGAAAUUCUAGCUCUGAAGGAGCAACUUAUGGCUUCGACUCAAGCUUACGAGGAUUUGAUUUCUAGGGGCAAGACUGAGAUGCACAGACUUCGAAGAGAAUUAAAAGAACGAGAAAGUAGGCACAAAAUCGAACUAAAUAUUUUGAAAACUUCUCUCAAGGAGACUACUCAGGCUUUAGAGGAAUGUCAAGUUCAGUUGCAAAAGUGUAGAAACGAAUUGAGAGAAGCUGCAGAAAGCCAAUCGAGUUUGAAAACAAAACUCAACGAAUUGGAACAUCUUGCUUUGAGAUGUACCAGAUCUGAAGAUUCUCUGCAGAAAAUAAAAGAAGAGAAGGAAAUUCUUGAAGAAAAAUAUAGCGAUGCUCAGAGAACUAUUGGAACCCUUCAGCGGCAGGUUGCAAAUCUUCAAGGCGAGUUGGUCGAACCUCAGAGACGAUACGGAAUUUUGAAGGAAGAACUGGAUCAGGAGAGAGAAAAGUCUGAUAGAUUUAAGCAAGAAUUGUCGGAGGAUCGUUCCAGAUUGAAGGAACAGAAUAUACAAUUGCAAAAAAUGACUUUGCAAAUUACAGCCUUGAAUACGCAAAUCAACGAAAUCCAGACGAGUCAUGCUGAAACACUUCGAGAGAGGGAUAAAGAGAGGAAGCAACUGAAGGAAAUGAUUGCUCAUAAAGAACGAGACCUGAAUGAUUUAAAGGCAGAAGAAGUUCAAAGGGCUGGUCAACUUUAUGCCGCAUUUAGUAAAUACAUGAGUUCAAUUGGUCCUGCCUCUACGUGACACUUGAAAUUUUGUUUGAAAAAUCUUCUGAAAAAAAAUGUUGCCAGAAACGCUUCC
Molecule: messenger RNA, 2284 nt
Organism: Belonocnema kinseyi
Lineage: Eukaryota; Metazoa; Arthropoda; Insecta; Hymenoptera; Cynipidae
Product: leucine-rich repeat-containing protein 45-like
Exons: 3
Coding region: 113-2227 (704 amino acids)
Cellular component (GO): centrosome
Molecular function (GO): protein binding
Source: RefSeq, a predicted model, not a curated record